Messenger RNA from Drosophila erecta, 3303 nucleotides. Its product is annotated as prion-like-(Q/N-rich) domain-bearing protein 25. Lineage: Eukaryota; Metazoa; Arthropoda; Insecta; Diptera; Drosophilidae. The coding region runs from base 1064 to 2935 and encodes 623 amino acids. The record is from RefSeq and is a predicted model, not a curated record. The transcript has 10 exons.
GGCUUGAAGCUCGCUACGGAAGGAUCAAUGUGCGUUCGUCCUUUUCGAGUCGCGAAGAGAGCUUAAAAACGGAGUGCGCGUAACGAAAUGCAGUGAUAUUUAAACUAGUGCCUAAUUCACAAGCCAACCGCCAAGAGUGAAACAUUUUUUGCAAGUAAAUCCAAUCAACUCAUAUUCGAAAACAAAAUAAAACAGAUGCAAACAGUGUGUCGUGGAUAUAUCUAAAAAGUAACAUCCUACAUUACAUAAUUGUGCACACUGUGGCGUAAUUAAUUUUAAACAUUCUAAUGAGUAUCGAUUCUGGGUGCGAGAUGUGAAAACUCAUUUCAUUUUCCAUGAAUGGGUCAUGGAGGUCAUCACAGUCGGCGCGCCAACGCUUAACGUAUUUCGAUCCAUUGUAUGCAUAACCACACCGAAAUGACCAACACACUGACCAGCCAACCAAUACACAGCCAUUAAUAGGGCGUCAUUUAUUACAUAUCGAAUGUGGAACUCAUUCCCAAUUCGAUUCCCAUAACCGUAACCAUCCCCAUAUCCAUUCCCAGCUAACUAGCCAGCCCCGUGGCAUGUGUUCUUGAAAUCCACUAAUUUAGUUUGUUAUUAGUAUUAUUUGUUGACUCCACCGCUGCCGCCUGCAUUAGUUGAUUAAAGAUGGACUCGAGAUGUUAGCCCAAAACAGGCAGCAUUUCUAAUCAAUGGUACUUUUCAAUUAUGCACUGAUCCUUUGAUGCCCUAAAAAUACCACUUAACAGAGAUAAGUGCAAAACAAAGGCGAGUGUAGUGUGUGUGUGUGUAUGCCAUAUAGAAGCCAAGGCCCGCGAGGAUUAAGCCAUCAGCCGCGAAAGGAGAGGUCCUUUAAGCCAAAUGCGACGGCGGCGUGUUGGCCGUAUUUUGGCCAUGUGAAAGCGGAGCGGACUGCACAGCUGACGGUACUAGCUGCGUUUUGGCCAGCGGCCAGUGCGAGUGCUCCACUUUCGAUACGGUGCUCGCGGAGAACUUCACCCAAUGCCUGGCCACGUCCCUCAUUGGUGAAAAGUGCGACGACAGCGUCCAGUGCAAUCUUAUGCCAACGGGGGCCAGUUGUAAAGCCGGGGUCUGCGAUUGCGCCGAUGGCAAGAACUAUCUGCGUGGCAAGUGUCGCCCACUGAACGGACUCGGCGAGUCCUGCGAAACGGACUUGGACUGCUAUUUUGGCUACGAUCGUGCGUCUGUGAGUUGUCAGCAAAACGUGUGCGGCUGUGCAAAUGGCUUUUAUAACAGAUAUGGAAACAUCUGCCGUCGCAAAUCAAUGGAAGAAAACGAUGCCUGCGUCGUCAACGAGGACUGUGAUGCACUGGGCUCCGGUGCCGAGUGCAUUGGCCUAGUAUGCACCUAUGUGGACGAGAUCACAACGACUCCGGGUGGCGGGGCCGAGGAUACGGAGACGACCAAUCCGGGCUCGCCAGAGGAUGAUUCUACUACAGCGGAGGCGAUCACCGAGAACGCCGAGCUUGAACAGGAACGGGAGACGCCCUUCAGGAGCCGAAGGCAGCUAACCAAGGCCUUUGUACACGCACCCCCGCCCUCUCACAGCGAUGCCGCCGCCCAGGUGUCCUUCGCCCAGCUCACAAAUGGCGACGCCGAGCCCCUCAUUUCGCCCCGAUCCCACGAGAUUGCUGUCCAGACGAGCAUCGAGAAGUACGAGCUGAGGGAGGUGGGACGCAGUGUGCGCAAUGCGGCCACCACCACCACAGCCACCGCCUCCACGAGCACCAGUAGCAGGCGCAACUCCAGCCGCAACCAGAGCCACGCCCACGGCCACCGCCGCCGCUUGCCCGCCCUCUUCCGCUUCGAUGACGAGGACAUCAAGACCUACUCCACGCUGGGCUCCAGCCGCGAUGACGACGAUGCCGAUGAGAAGAAGUAUGGCAGCAGCUGCACGGAUAAUGGAAAGGCAUGCUCGGGUCUGCCGCACUCGAUUUGCUCCAAAAAUAUUUGCCUAUGUCGCCAGGGUUACUAUGCCCGCAAUGGCAAAUGUUUUGCCGAGUUGGGGGAAAUUGCGGAGAGCACGGAUGAGUGCGAGUACGAGUUCGAUGACGUGACCAAAACUUGCAAUUGCCAAAAGAAUUAUUUCUACGAGCGGGAUCUGCGCAACUGCAGAAAACCCAUUCAAUACCACUUGUCCUGCACCUCGAACAGCCAGUGCAGCCCAUUCGGAGCCUCCUAUUGCCAUCCGGAGAUCCCGAGGAGGUGCACCUGCGAGGAGUACGCCCUGUACGAUGCCAUCAAGCAGCUGUGCGAGUACAAACACGGCCUGGGUGCCGAGUGCGAUUCCAACGAUGCCUGCCCAGUGGAUAACUCCGUCUGCUCCAACCGGGUGUGCGUUUGUGCGGAUGGCUACUUCGAGAAGGAUGAACUGUGCCUGCGGGGCAUCGGUGCCGACUGCUCGGUGGAGGAUGACUGCAUAGUUGAGAACACCGUAUGCCGGGAUAAGGACGAGGAGGAUCAGUCGCGCACCUGCCAGUGCCGCAAGGGAUAUGUGCACUUCAAGGAUCAGUGUCUAAAAGAAGCCGAGGAGCUGGAGGACGAGUGCGUCGAGGAUGAGCAGUGCAAGCCCCUCCUGGCAAGCUGCAAUGCGGAGGGCAAGUGUGGAUGCAACGAUGAGCAGCACGAGAAGUAUGGAGUCUGUGAGACGAAGCGAGAGCUGGGAGAGUCGUGCACCAAGGCCACAGACUGCUAUAUAGAGAAGGAUCCAGAGAACGUGGAGUGCCGCAACUCCGUGUGUCAGUGCAAACUUGGCUACUCGGCGAACGCCAAUCAGAAUCAGUGCAUUCGUGUGAUGCCCAAUAAGAAAAAUUCUUCCGGUAGACCCAGUGCUCUCAAAAUCAUCACCUUCAUGCUGAUUGGCUCCGCUUUCCUCAUCACCAGUGCGGCCAUAAAGCAGGCCUACUACUAAAACCGAAGCCAUUUACAUUUACAUCGAGGAUAAUCGGCUGGUCAAGGUCCUAGGGGGGGUAAUUGGGGAUCGGAGGAAGUGGCGGUGGAAGGGGCCAGUAUUAGCCAAGUUAAUGGCAUGGAUGCAGGUCCAUGCCCAACGUGAAUAUAAAUCAAUUAGUCCGUAAGCUGAUAUUUAGGAGUGGAAGCAAUAUUUGGAGAAGGGUCCUAGGAACGACUCUCGCCUAUCUAAUACGGCUAAAUGUAAUGACAAAUUAUCUCUAAGUUUGAAGUUGAACCGCUUGUUGAUAGGCUAAGCGAACAGUUUUUAACCAAAUUGUAAUAUACAUCAUAAUAAACUAAGGCCAACGAAGAGUUGUGUAUCAAAUC